GCUUCAAAGGAGUCAACAAGUUUUACCAUUUCAAAGUAUAAACAAGUAUUGACAACUAAAAGUUCAGCAUACAUCAAGACGUUUAACAGUUGGGGCUAUUUUUACAUUUUAACAGUGUAAAAUAACACGAGUGCAAUCAUGUUUGGUUGGAUCAAGAAACGAUGCCGACGACGAUCUCUACCCCCAAGUAUUAAACAGUUACGGGAGGGAGAGGAAAAUCGUACCCGAGCUUCAGAGAAUGUAUAUUUUAGCUUUGAAGAAGAGCAAGAUGAUCACGUCUAUGAGGAAGUAUGUACCGAUACCUAUAGCCGAGCAAGUGAACAAAGAUUGUAUGAGAAUAGUUUACCACUAUCAGAUGAAACAAUGUGUCCACUAUGUCGUUCCAUACGUUAUUCUUCCUCGCCUUGUGAAUGUACAAACGUAUAUGAAGAACCCUGCAUGAGUACAUACACUAAUGAUUGUGUUACAUCUUCAGUUGAAAACGAAUAUGACAUGCCGACGACGCCCACAAAUAGACGAACGCCAACACAAAAGAAGCCAACCAAUGCAACUAAUAGAUACACACUGGCUACGUCAUUAGAUGUAGUAUAUGAACUCGCUACCUGUCCAUUCAAAGUUCCUAAAGCAAUCAAAAAACGACCAGUUAAUCGAAGUUUUUCAGAUGCUGGAUCCAGCAGACCCCUCCCGCAAAUACCCAUUCACGGAAGAGAACGGACAUUUACGGAAACUAGCGAGCGAAUGUACGAUGAUGACAGUAGCGGCUUUUAUGAAAGUAUUGGUUCCGAUUGUGAAAGCGGAAGUGACGGUAAUGGUUAUUCUAACAUAACUAGCUCGAAUGAAGAUUUCCAUGGUUUUAUUCACGAGGAUAUAGUUUAUGAAGAAUUUGACUUUAAACCAGACGUUUCGCCACCUGAACCUUCGCGGCGAUUCAGUCUGGGUUCGGCCACGCCGACAAAUACACUCUACAAGCUCCAUAAAAGGGACACAACUCUCAGUCACGGCGAUCAUUUACAUAGAGUAACUAUGCGUGAGAACAGUAAGAGGAAUUCCCCUUUGUUUCGCUCUUUUAGAGUUCGAUCGCUUUUCAAACAGAACUAAGUGGGCGCUCACGGCUAACUCCAGGCCCCCUUCACUUGAACUGAUAUCUAUUUUUGUUGUUUGAGACAUCUGUGUAUAUUGUGUCCCUUCCGUAGGUUUGUUUUGUGAUGUGUGUGGCGCGGUCCUCCUGCACUUUCUAUACUAUAGAUUUAAAAAAACAA
Messenger RNA from Patella vulgata (common limpet), 1259 nucleotides. RefSeq lists its product as uncharacterized. The transcript has 2 exons. The coding region runs from base 139 to 1098 and encodes 319 amino acids. The record is from RefSeq and is a predicted model, not a curated record. NCBI's taxonomy places the organism in Eukaryota, Metazoa, Mollusca, Gastropoda, Patellidae.